AUGCCACAGUUAUCAGGCGGAGGAGACCCGGAGCUGUGCGCCACAGACGAAAUGAUCCCGUUCAAAGACGAAGGAGACCCGCACAAGGAGCAGAUCUUCGCCGAGCUCAGCCACUCGGAGGAGGAGGGAGACCUGGCAGACAUCAAGUCAUCUCUGGUGAACGAGUCAGAGAGCAGCCCAAACAGCAACAGCCACGAUGCAGCUAGACAGUCCCAAAUACCGCAAGAUUCAUAUCACGAAAAACACAGAGACCAUCCAGAUGAUGGAAAACAUCAAGACAUGUACGGAAAAGGCCAUCCGUACUCGGGUUACCCAGGCUACAUCAUGAUGAGCAACAUGAACGACUCUUACAUGAACAAUGGCUCCCUCUCUCCGCCCAUGCCCAUGCCCAGAACGUCCAACAAAGUCCCCGUGGUUCAGCCGUCCCAUGCAGUCCAUCCUCUUACCCCGCUGAUCACGUACAGCGACGAGCACUUCGCCCCAGGGUCCCAUUCUGGUCAUCACCCUCAGGAUGCCAACAACAAACAAGGAAUGCAGAGGCAUCACCCUGGACAAGACAUGCCAAACUUCUACUCCCUGUCUCCCGGAGGAGUAGGCCAGAUCACACCACCUCUGGGAUGGUUCUCACACCACAUGGUUCCUGGCCCCCCAGGUCCCCACGCCACAGGGAUCCCCCACCCGGCCAUCGUCAACCCGCAGGUCAAACACGAGCCUCUGCAUGAAACAGACAUCAUGCACAUGAAACCCCAGCACGAACAGAGAAAGGAGCAGGAGCCCAAAAGACCGCACAUCAAGAAGCCGCUAAACGCCUUCAUGCUCUAUAUGAAAGAGAUGCGUGCCAAUGUGGUCGCCGAGUGCACGCUGAAGGAGAGCGCCGCCAUCAAUCAGAUCCUGGGACGAAGGUGGCAUGCUUUAUCUCGGGAAGAGCAAGCUAAGUAUUAUGAGUUAGCCCGCAAGGAACGGCAGCUCCACAUGCAGCUCUACCCAGGCUGGUCUGCUCGAGACAACUAUGGAAAGAAGAAGAAGCGGAAGAGGGAGAAGAUGCAGGAAUCAGCCCCGGGUACAGGCCAGAGAAUGAAAACGGCGUACAUCUGAGAAAAUGGAGGAAAACGUAGCAACUUCUCCACAUGCAAAGCAAAGGCAGCAGCUACGGGCCCUCUGCUCGAGAUGGAGGCCUGUUAAGAUUCCACGAAGACCCUGAAUAUCUCCAAACUCAAGCCUCCAGAUCUCAGAGGACCCCCCAUCCCAACCCCAACUUAACCCUAUUCCCAUCACAGUCACAGUCACAACCACCACCACCACCAAAAACUCUUCACUGUUUGACCCCACCCCCACCCCCCUCCUGCUGUAAAGACACUGAACUGAAGACAAUCAUGAUUAGUAGGAGCACCCUCACAAAACCACGUCCUCACCCAGAAUCCACAAAACCGCAAUUAAAUGUCUGAAUCUUGUCCUUUUCACAAUCAGCUUUACCACAAUCCGAGGCACUGCACUGAAAAACAGCAGCAAUUUGUAAAGUGCGCACAAACUGCACCAUCCAAACACCUCUUUCUACGUUUAUUGUAAUUUAUUUGUCACCUCGGUUCGUUUGUACAGUUCAUAAGGUCGACAUUCACUUCCUCAACACCUUUUCCCCCUUCCCCUUCUCUCUCUCUCUUCCUGGAUUUUUGAGACCAUUUGGGGUUUCCCACCCGACCGACCAAACACCUCUUUUUAGACUGCACUAAAGGAAGACGGAGGGAUCUCAUCUUGUCUAAAAAAAAAUAAAUAAAUAAAAAAAAAACGUCCUCAAGGCGCCAUUUUGAGUUUGUUGCUGACCAGUCGGUGCAAAAAGGAUCAAUGUUUUAAUUUGCGUUUGGUUUUAGACUGACUUAUUUUGAAUGCUUUUUUGUAUCUUGAACCCUUGUUUCAAUUUCUCGGUGUAUAUUUUAGUGAUUUUUUUUAUUUUAAAUAUUGUUUUUUUUUUAUAUAGUGGUUAUAUAUGAAAAUAAGCUUUGGACACAGGAAAGCCAUUUUUCUUGUUGAAGCGUCUUGCAGAAAAUUGAAACUUAAGGCUUCUUUUGAUAACUAUUUGUAACAAAUAGUGACCUCGAGUCUUGCUCAGAUGUAAAAUAAUGCUCAGUAUGUGUACUUUUUAAAAACUGUCAGGAUAUGUCAAUUUUCUUGGUAUUUUUGCAGGCAAAAUUAGGACAAAGGCGAGAGUGCUAGCUCAGAGGCCUAUAUUUUAUUGUUCUAAAACAUGACAAAUGAAGCAGAUAUAUAUAUUUACCCCAGCACUUGGCAGUCUUUCUUUUAUUGCAAUGGACCUUUUUUUUUUUGUCUUUUCUCUCUCGUAGCUGAUAGUGUGGUCUUUAGCCAUGUUGUUUAUUCCAUGCAAGCAUCUCUGUAACAUUUUGAUUUUAAUGCUCUAUUUUAGUAUUACUUGAUGAAUUCCUUUUUUUUUUUUUUAUUAUCAUAUUUCGGGUCACUGUCAUCUUGGUUUAGCAUUUUGCUUCCCAAGUGGUCAUAUUUGAACUGUUUCAACAUGUUUUUGUUUUGUUUUGUAAGAAAAAUAAAAAGGCACCAUUGGCGCAUUUGA
Molecule: messenger RNA, 2578 nt
Organism: Labrus bergylta (ballan wrasse)
Lineage: Eukaryota; Metazoa; Chordata; Actinopteri; Labriformes; Labridae
Gene: lef1
Product: lymphoid enhancer-binding factor 1
Biological process (GO): canonical Wnt signaling pathway; regulation of transcription by RNA polymerase II
Cellular component (GO): beta-catenin-TCF complex; chromatin
Molecular function (GO): RNA polymerase II cis-regulatory region sequence-specific DNA binding; DNA-binding transcription factor activity, RNA polymerase II-specific
Source: RefSeq, a predicted model, not a curated record